Molecule: messenger RNA, 3591 nt
Organism: Dunckerocampus dactyliophorus (ringed pipefish)
Lineage: Eukaryota; Metazoa; Chordata; Actinopteri; Syngnathiformes; Syngnathidae
Product: disks large homolog 4-like
Exons: 20
Coding region: 497-2749 (750 amino acids)
Biological process (GO): AMPA glutamate receptor clustering; postsynaptic neurotransmitter receptor diffusion trapping; chemical synaptic transmission
Cellular component (GO): neuromuscular junction; postsynaptic density membrane; neuron projection
Molecular function (GO): kinase binding
Source: RefSeq, a predicted model, not a curated record
CAUCCUCAAACACCUCCAUGGCGCUGCUUGAAGGCAGCAUGUCAACCAGGGCUCCUGCCAUGCGAAAGGAUGGUUAGUCUUUCACCUUGUGUGGACUCAGGAUUGUGACAGGUCUACGGUGACUUCUGACAGGACGUGACCCGUCUUUUAUCCCAUCGUGCAUUUGGAGAGGUUUUCUUGUGAUGUUGGAUGUUUGGAUUGCACUGUUUUUCAGUAUCCAGAAGUCCUCUCGCGUUUGUGUCAUGUGACUUGUCAUUGUCAGCUGCUGGAUUUUGAAAGUCACACAUCUUAUGGACUUGUUCGUGGUGUUUGAUUCUCUACUGUGGACGCCCCUGACCAAAGAAGCUGAUCAUGCAAAUAAAUCAAUACGUUUGGCUUACAUCGCAUCAAUGCAUUUGUGAGCCGCAGUCAUUGAGGCUGCUGACUUCACUACCCAGCAUGCAGUGCACGCCUGACAAAUCCCUAAAGAGGAUUUACGUCGGAUCAGAGGGAAGAGAUGCCGCUGAAGAGGGACGACACUCAGCGAGCGCUGCAGGUGAUGGAGGCCUGUUCUGAAGGGGUCAAGGGUCACGCAGAGAAGCUACUCAACAUCUUCCAGAGUGACCUGUUUCAGGCAUUGCUUGACAUUCAGGAAUUCUACGAGCUGACCGUGUGUGAAAGCCAAGCGACGAGCCCCCUGCAUACACCUGUCCAGAAGUAUCGUUACCAUGACGAUGACCAACCAAGCCCUGGAAACGUGACUGACGGACACGCCCCCGAGUUGACACGCACACACCUGGACACACUCACACAGCCGGCUGCACUCACUAUGAACGGAUCUGAAGGAGAGCUGGAGUAUGAAGAGAUCACGCUGGAGAGGGGGAACUCUGGGCUGGGAUUCAGUAUCGCAGGAGGAACUGACAAUCCUCACAUUGGAGAUGAUCCAUCGAUAUUCAUCACCAAAAUAAUUCCUGGAGGAGCUGCUGCUCAGGAUGGACGUCUCAGGGUGAACGACAGCAUUGUGUUUGUCAACGAUGUGGACGUGCGCGAGGUUACUCACUCCGUGGCCGUCGAGGCCCUGAAAGAGGCGGGGCCUGUUGUCCGGCUGUAUGUACUGCGGCGGCGCCCACCAAGCGAACAUGUCACAAAGAUCAAACUGAUGAAAGGACCCAAAGGUCUGGGCUUCAGCAUCGCCGGCGGGAUUGGUAACCAGCACGUCCCGGGAGACAACAGCAUCUACGUCACCAAGAUCAUUGAGGGUGGGGCGGCUCAGCGGGACGGGCGGCUCCAGAUCGGCGACAAGAUCCUGGCGGUCAACCAUUUGUCUCUAGAGGAUGUCCUGCACGAAGAUGCCGUGUCAGCCCUAAAGAACACGGGCGAGGUGGUCUACUUGAAGGUGGCCACGCCCACCUCCCACUACAUCCACCCGGCAGAUCGAUUCAGCCCCCCCGACCUCACCAGCUCCUACAUGGAGCCAGACUACAUGUGUGAUUAUCCGCAAGCCCUCCCGCCACCAUCACCACAGCGCUACUCACCACUCCACCGCGGCAUGAUGGGAGAGGACGACUAUGGCCGAGAACCUCGCCGAGUGUGCGUGCAGCGUGGCGCCAGUGGUCUGGGCUUCAACAUCGUGGGUGGCGAGGAUGGAGAAGGAAUCUUCAUCUCCUUCAUUCUCGCUGGAGGACCGGCGGAUCUCAGUGGAGAACUUCAGAAGGGAGAUCAGAUCCUCAGCGUGAAUGGUGUGGAUCUCAGGUUUGCCACACACGAACAAGCUGCAGCCGCUCUGAAGAACGCUGGUCAAACUGUUACCAUAGUGACACAAUACAGACCUGAGGAAUACGGCCGCUUCGAAGCCAAGAUCCACGACCUGCGCGAACAGAUGAUGAUCAGCUCGCCAGGAAGUCUGCGAGCCAGCCGCAGCUUCUACGUCAGGGCCUUGUUUGACUAUGACAAGACGUGGGACUGCGGCGUCCUGUCACAAGCUCUGGACUUCAACUUUGGGGAGGUGCUUCACGUGAUUGACAGCACAGACGACGAGUGGUGGCAGGCCAGACGGGUGAACCAACAGGGGGAGCUAGAGGAGCUGGGAUACAUCCCGUCCAAACACAGGGUGGAGAGGAAGGAGUGGUCACGGAUGAAGAGUAAAGGUUUCGUUCAAAGCUACGAGCCGGUCACGCAAACGGAAGUGGACUACGCCCGACCCGUCAUCAUCCUGGGGCCGACCAAAGACCGUGUCAACGACGACCUGCUAACCGACUUCCCAGACAAGUUUGGCUCAUGCGUCCCACAUACGACUCGCCCUCGCAGGGACUACGAAGUGGACGGGCGGGACUACCACUUUGUGUCGUCGCGAGAACAGAUGGAGCGCGACAUCCAGUCGCAUCACUUCAUUGAGGCGGGACAGUACAACAACCACCUGUAUGGCACGUCGGUACAGAGCGUCAGACAAGUAGCCCAGCAGGGCAAGCACUGCAUCCUGGAUGUGUCGGCCAACGCAGUGAGGAGACUGCAGGCGGCUCAUCUCCAUCCCAUCGCCAUCUUCAUUAGACCACGAUCUCUGGAGAACGUCCUUGACCUGAACAAGCGCCUGUCUGAGGAUCAAGCCAGGAAAGUUCUGGAUCGAGCCAUUAAAAUGGAACAGGACUUCCUAGAGUGUUUCACUGCCAUCGUGCACGGGGACACCUUCGAGGAGGUCUACCACCAGGUCAAAGUGGUCAUCGAAGAGCAGAGCGGUCCGUACAUUUGGGUAGUGACUCGCGAGAGGCUCUGAUUGGUCAGCCAAAGUCCCUUCCCGUGCACAUAUUGUUGUUUUUGUGACAGUGUAUCCAUGGCAAUGCAGGAGUGGGCAUGUGUGAUCAGAUCCAUAUCAUCACACUUGUAGAAUUUAGCUAACAUCUUUAUAUUAUCCUAUUUAAUUAUUUAUUUCCUUACCGUAUUUAUGGAUGAAUUUGAUUGUGCUGUACAUGGUGUGUGCGUGCGUGUGUGCCUGUGUGCGUGCGUGUGCGUGCGUGCGUGUGUGUGUGUGUGUGUGUGUGUGAGUGACUGUAAAUACAAAUAUGGGGCUUAAACAAACACACACACACACACACACACAAUGAAUUCAGGGCUUUCACUUCACGCGAUGCUUUGCUUUGACCACCACAAACAUGAUCAUAUCCUGGUCACUUGACCACUAGGUUGGGAGCCGGGCUUUGAUGAAGCCUUUUUUUUUUCCAUGUUACCCAAUCUUCACCCACCACAUGUCUGGAAUUCACCUCCCACAAUCCCUUUGUACAGCAACAACACUGUGGUCAUGUCUUGGCUCCGCCUCCUGAGCUAAUGCUAACUGCUAAUGACGUUCCAUGAUUCCCUUCUGCUGAGUCAGUGUGAGCCAAUGACAAAUGAGUUAAGUCAAUCUUGAAAUAAAACUCUAAUAAAGAACGAGUCUUUCGAGUCGGGACUUGGUGGGUGGAAACUUGACACCGCAGAAUUCCUUUUGGCGGCACCAAACAAGUUUUUGCGUUUUGUCCAACAAGGUGAACAAGUCCUUCGAGAAGCCAUUUUUGUCCUCUUCCCAGAAUGUAUCAACAAAGAGUGGCUGUGACUAAAUAAUUUAAAGAUGCAAUGAAUUCA